AUGCGCAGUGAGGUAAUAGGAAGCAGAACAGAUGAGCUCGGCGGACUGUGUAGGCUAACGAUCGAUGAAAGACAACAGCUGUACUGUGGAUUAAUGGAUAGAAGACAUACUUUCUAAAGUGGAGGACUGGCAGGUUAAAUAUAUAUUAAUAACAUUUGAAUGUACAUGUAACAUAACGUAUUAAAAACUAGGCAACAUGAUGUCUGAGUGCGAUCCGACAGAGACCUGCGAACCCGUAGACGACACGGGAGCCACAACGGUUCCUGCUUCCGAGUGUGACUUUCCCUCCUCGGACCCUUCAGAUGUGUUAACUGACAGGAUCGGGAUGGGGUUUGGGGCUGCGGGGAACCCCGGUGCUGCUGUUCGUAUAUCGGACUCUUGUGAAAGUGUCUUGACUGAGCUGGAGACUGACGGUUCCGGUGAGGAGACGCUGUUGUUACCGUGUUUAUCAGGAAGCUCGUCGUCUCCUCGGGAUGUUCGACUGAAGAGGAGCAGGAGGAAGAGACUCAGCUCGUCGUCGGAUAGGGACACCUUGGCCUCCCCAGUUACCAACAGUGCAGACUUCAACAACUUCCCUGAUGAUCCAGAGUUUACAGAUACUGUCCAAACGGCAGAACAAGCCAUCGAGAAUGGUGUAUUUCCAGAGAGGAUUUCCCAGGGUUCAAGUGGGAGCUACUUUGUCAAAGACUCAAAAAGGAAAAUCAUUGGUGUUUUCAAACCAAAGACAGAGGAACCUUAUGGCCACCUCAACCCCAAAUGGACCAAAUAUUUUCACAAGAUAUGCUGUCCGUGUUGCUUUGGCCGUGGCUGCUUGUUGCCUAACCAGGGGUACCUCUCAGAGGCUGCUGCCUCGCUGGUCGACACCAAGCUCAGCCUUGGAGUGGUACCAAAAACAAAGGUUGUAUAUCUGGCGAGUGAGACAUUUCACUACAGCCCCAUUGAUCGAGCAAAAUCCAGGGGGAAGAAGUAUGCCUUAGAGAUAGUCCCUAAGGUGGGAAGACGCUUCCAUAGAGUGGGCCUGCCACCCAAGCUGGGUUCAUUUCAACUGUUCGUGGAGGGUUACCGUGAAGCAGACUACUGGCUGCGGCGCUUUGAGGCAGAACCUUUGCCAGAAAACAUCAGGAAGCAGCUGCAGUCUCAGUUUGAGCGGCUUGUAGUGUUGGACUAUGUUAUCAGAAACACAGAUAGAGGGAAUGAUAACUGGUUAAUCAAGUACGAGAAGCCGGGGGAAGGAGAACAAGGACAGAAGGAUGUAGAGUGGCCAGAAAUCAGUUCAGACUCUUGCAUCAAGAUUGCAGCGAUUGACAACGGCCUUGCCUUUCCCUUUAAGCACCCGGACGAAUGGAGAGCUUACCCCUUCCACUGGGCCUGGCUUCCCCAGGCUAAGGUGGCUUUCUCCCAGGAGACCAGAGACCUAGUACUGUCCCGCCUUUCUGACAUGAACUUUGUCCAGGACCUCUGUGAGGAUCUUCAUGAAAUGUUCAUGGCAGAUAAAGGCUUUGACAAAACCAUGUUUGAGAGGCAGAUGUCUGUAAUGAGAGGACAGAUUUUGAAUCUGACCCAGGCACUGAAGGAUGGGAAGAGCCCUAUCCAGCUGGUCCAGAUGCCACGGGUGAUAGUUGAGCGAAGUCUCUCAGGCCAGGGCCGGGUGGUCACACUUGGCAAUGCCUUCACACAAACCUUCCACUGCAAGCGCCCAUUUUUCUCCUCUUGGUAGGCGAAUGUUGGAGAGGAGGGGAGAUGAGGACAGACUUCUGCAAAGGCCUUUUCUGUUCUUGAGGUCAGGAAGUGAGGAGGGAAAUAUGAAUUUCACUGGAGAGUGCUUUUGGGAGAAGCCAUGGAUAAAGAAAGUUAAAAAGAAACAAUUCAGUGAAAAUUUGUGUUAUUUUGUAAUCCGAUUGCAGAGAGGCAUUAAAGCGGGAGUGACCGUCAUACCAGUGUCUUCUGGAGACCUUGGGGUUGUUGGUGGGUAGUUUAGUGAAGAUUUGAUGGGAUAAUCAGCUUUUCUACAAAGAUAUUUGCUAUAUCUCUAGAUAUGAGUGUUUGUUUCUCAACCAAAGUACCUACUGAAGUCUUUUUGAAGGUCUCUCAGUGGGGCCUAUAGCCAAAGAAGAAGCACUUACAAACCACAAACUAAUUGAUCAAUGUUCUAGUGGUGUUUGGGAAUCCCAAGGUUUGGUUUCACAGGUCCGCUCUAGAGGUUUUUUUUUAGUUCAUUGUUCUUUGUUUAUUUAUUAUUUGUUUGUUUUGCCUGGGAUUAUGUCGGGAUAAGAAUUAAGAAUAUAUUAUUUGCCUUGUAGGACUACUUCUUAAAGUAUGGAUGUGCACUAUAGAUGUAGGACUCGGACUGGGUAUACAACUUGGUCAAAACUUUCCUUACCAAAGGUUGGUUAUCAAAACCGCAUCUGUUUGCCAAACACAAACCCAGUGUUUUUCAACUUUCACCACUGCCAAAAUUUACUUUAGAAAGAACAUUUAAAGCCUAAAGAAAGAAUAUUUAUGAAUGUUGAACAUACAAUUUGAGCAGAAGGACUAGUAAUACAUUGCUUGAAUGUUAUCUGUGAAGUGUUUCUGUACUGACUCUUGAUCCUAUACAUUUCAAUUCCAGUGAAUGCUGUUAAGAAUAGACCUUUCUCUUAUCAGUGAAUGUAAUGCAAUUAGUUUUCUGAAACAUUUUAUUCUGGCAAGAUGAUCCUAUUUGAGACCUGUAGGAUGGGGGAAGGCACCUUACUCCUCCGUCCUGUAGUUCAUUAUAUGAAGAAGAAAAACAAAGAAUGUUUCUGCUUGAUGGUGGUGUGCUUUCUUAGGUAUGCAUCUUCAAAUUUUUGGUAUAGUUAAAUGAUUUUAUGAAAUAUGUAUACUAAGGAGAUUAAAAUACACUUUGCAUAAUUUGAAUCUUUUUUUGUCAACAUUAUGUUUCAGUUUCACAGAAAAAUGAAUAAAGAAUCAAACGAA
Molecule: messenger RNA, 2955 nt
Organism: Notolabrus celidotus (New Zealand spotty)
Lineage: Eukaryota; Metazoa; Chordata; Actinopteri; Labriformes; Labridae
Gene: pi4k2b
Product: phosphatidylinositol 4-kinase type 2 beta
Exons: 11
Coding region: 197-1717 (506 amino acids)
Biological process (GO): Golgi organization; phosphatidylinositol phosphate biosynthetic process; endosome organization
Cellular component (GO): lysosomal membrane; trans-Golgi network; endosome
Molecular function (GO): 1-phosphatidylinositol 4-kinase activity
Source: RefSeq, a predicted model, not a curated record